This is a messenger RNA of Lepus europaeus (European hare), 828 nucleotides long. Its product is annotated as protein PBDC1-like. NCBI's taxonomy places the organism in Eukaryota, Metazoa, Chordata, Mammalia, Lagomorpha, Leporidae. Gene Ontology annotation, cellular component: cytoplasm. The record is from RefSeq and is a predicted model, not a curated record. Bases 1 to 762 code for a protein of 253 amino acids. The transcript is spliced from 2 exons.
AUGGAGGCCCUUCCAGGGCAUCACCUGGAGAGCUUGUUAAACCACAGGGCAUUCAUCCCCACUGUCGGAAUUUCUGAUUCAAAAAGCAUCUUUGGAAGAGGUGAAGCCAUACUUUCUGGCGCCAACACGGAGGCUAGUAGUGGAACCACUGAAUUGGUUUCCUGGGAGCUGGCAUCUGUGGCAUAUGCUCUUUCUCUCCCAGCAGAGUCUUACGGCAACAAUCCAGAUAUUGAAGUGGCGUGGGCCGCAAGAGCAAUGCAGCUUGCUGAGGUGUAUUACAAGCUGAUUUCAGCAGUUGACCCACAGUUCCUGAAACUCACCAAAGUGGAUGACCAGAUCUACUCUGAGUUCCAAAAAAUUGUUGAGAAACUCAAGAUAGAUGCAUUGGGCCCAGAAGAACCCAAAUCAGAAUUGGCAAAGGAGAAAUGGAGGCCAUUCUGCUUGAAGUUUAAAGGGAUUGUGGAAGACUUCAACUAUGGUACUUUGCUGCAACUAGAUUGUACUCAGAGUUACACUGAGGAAAGCACCAUCUUUGCCUCCAGAAUACAGUUUUUGGCCAUUGAAAACGCUCAGAACCGGGAAGGCUGUAACAAAGCAGUUUACAUCCGUGUUCAGCACAAAGGAGAGAAAGCAGCGGUCAGUGGAGGAGAGCAAGAGAAAGCCAAUAAAAAAGAAGAGAAAGGAGCCAACAGUGGAGGGGAAAAAGAGGAGAGAGCUGCCAGAGAAGGAGAAAAAGAGAAAGAAGCUGACAAAGAAAUCUGAAGUGGGGAAUAGCUACGUAAGGUGAACAGGGAAUAGCGCUCUAGAGGCUACUAUAGCUGAGCCAAA